UUCAAAACAGCCUCUUGAAGACUGAAAUGCUUUCGCAGCCUUAGUCAUCGCAGCCAUAUGAUUUCUCUAGGCUCACCGCUCUAUAUGCAGUUGCAUUUUUCAACGUGAGCCUAUAUUCAUUUUUGGAGUAAUGCCUUGGCUACAGUAGGAUGCGAUUUUGAGGAGGGAGAGCCAUGGAUUUAGGAUUUUGUUUGUUUUGUUUCAACAAGAAAUCAACACCGAUGAACACAAUGGAGUGAGUGACAUGCAGUAACGGGGUUUUGGGAGUGAGGAGAUCGACCCUUUGGUCCAUCGGCUGCCUGUAUCCGAGAGCCAUCCUGCGUAUUUGUUGACAGAGCCCCUUGGCAAUCGGCAUUAUUUUCUCUCCGUCUGUGGCUGGUAGGGGAGGCGGAGAGAGAGCCGCGGUGGAAGGCGGCAUAUUAGCGUUGUAGCUGCCUUUCAGAAAUAUUUAUUAUUAUUAUUAUUAUUUGGAAUGAAACGCUUCUUUUGUUUUAUGACCGGACUCCCCAACUUGUGGUACACUGCAGCAUUUUGCGUCUUUUCUCUCCGCUGCAGAUGAUACUGAAAAUCAUCAUAGCGGCACCUUACCACUGCAAUUUUGGGGCAAAGAUAAGAGUGGCGUCGUCUUGCAGUUAAGGCUACUAUGGCAGCAAAGAAGGCAUCUUUUGGAGGGGAGAAUCCGUGAAUUCCUUGCUUAGCCUAUCUACAAAUGCCUUAUUAUUAGCAGAAAGCAGUGACUGGAUUUGAAACCCAGUGUCAUCCCGCGGUUUCCCUGUUUAAAAGCUGCUGUUUACCCACUGGAAAUCAAUCGAAAAAGCAGCGGAUCCCGAUGGCAUGGACACUUAUGCAAGGUCUGCCGCGCUGCCGUGCUACUGGAGCCUACUUGCUGUCUCUUCAUUUAACCCAGCUCCAUCGCCAUCGCCCCGCAGCCGAGAGAGCCCUGCCGCAACGCGACCAGCGACCACCGAGCCAAAGCAGGCGGCAUGAGGCUUGAUUCAGUACAUUUAUCCAUGCUGGUCAUCGGGGUCUCAUUCGCCUGCUACUCCCCGAGUUUGAAUUCCCUGCAGGACCAGGCUUACAAAUCCGCUGUGGUGAUCGAGGGCAAGGUGCAGUCUACGCCUGUGAACGUCUCUGCGGAGCCAUAUCGUGUGAAUGUCAAAGUGCUGGAUGUUUGGCCCCUAAACAGUGGGGGUCUAGAGCGAGAACAGCUCGUCACUGUGGGGGAAUUUGGAUCCGAGACUCCGUGCACCAAAGUGAAGAAGAAUCACAAGUACAUAUUUUUCAUGGACCCCACUGAUGAGCCCUUGGUUUUCAAGGCAUCGUUUGCACCCGUUGAUACGAGUGGAAAGAACCUAAAAAAGGAUGUUGGGAAGAUCUUGUGUGAGGACUGCGCUGCAGCUCCAAAGUUAAAACCGAUCAAGAAUCCAAUUAUAGUGGACGAGGGAAACAAGCUCACAGUGAAGUGUGAGGCUACGGGAAACCCUCUUCCUACUUACAGAUGGUUCAAAGAUGGAAACGAGCUGAAAAAGAGCAAAAAAGUCAAAAUAAGGAGCAACCAGAAAUACUCCAGAGUCCAGAUCAACAGAGCAAAACUGGAGGAUUCUGGGAAUUACACAUGUGUGGUGGAGAACUCACUGGGGAAGGACAACUCCACUGGCACUGUUAACGUCCAAAGCAUAACCACAACGCUAUCUCCAGGCUCAGGCCAUGCCAGAAGAUGCAACGACACAGAAAAGUCCUACUGUGUGAAUGGCGGCGACUGUUACUUCAUCCAUGGUAUAAAUGAGCUUUCCUGCAAGUGUCCAAAUGACUUUACUGGUGAUCGCUGUCAAACCUACGUUAUGGCCAGUUUCUACCAGCAUCUUGGGAUUGAAUUUAUGGAGGCAGAGGAACUCUACCAGAAAAGAGUCCUGACAAUCACGGGUAUUUGUGUGGCUCUGUUGGUGGUGGGCAUCGUGUGUGUGGUUGCCUACUGUAAAACCAAGAAACAAAGAAAAAACAUGCACAAUCAUCUGCGACAGAACAUGUGUCCAGAACAUCCCAAUCGUAACCUUGCUAAUGGACCCAAUCACCCAGGACCUGGCCCAGAGGAAAUCCCUAUGGUAGAUUACAUAUCAAAGAAUAUUCCUGCAACUGAACGAGUCAUACGACCUGCAACAGAGGGAUCGUUCCCUGCCAGCCAUGCCUCUUCCAGAUCUCACAACUCUUCCACACGAGCCCAUUCAUCAACUCACAGACAUGAGGAACGGACAUGGAGCCUGGAACGUUCUGACAGUAUCCUUUCUGACUCGCCGGGAAUGAUGUCAUCAUCCGUGGGGACCAGUAAAUGCAGCAGUCCUGCAUGCAUGGAGGCACGGGCACGGCGAGCUGCACACUGUGGUUAUUCUGACCCCCAUCGGCCAGGGCUACAGUACGGGGAUUCGUUCGACUCACUGGGAGAUUCCCCGCACAGCGACAGAUAUGUGUCAGCCCUGACAACACCAGCCCGCCUCUCCCCGGUGGAUUUCCAUUACUCAUUGCCCCCGCAGGUGCCUACCUUCCAGAUCACAUCCCCCAAUGCCAGCCACGCCAUGUCACUCCCUCCAGCUGUCCACAAUCCCUAUCCUUUGGAGGAUGAUCAGCCUCUGCUGCGCCGCUACCAGGUGCCCCUACAUGACACCCAGUGCCAGGAGCCCUAUCGGCAGCAGCGCCGUACCUAUCUAAAUGACAGCAGGGGCAGUCUGCCCUCCAGCCCCUACAGGCUGGCUGAGGAUGAAGACUAUGAGACCACCCAGGAGUAUCUCUCCACACGGGAGCAACCAAAGAGAAGUGGGUCCAGUGGAACUGGUAGCCGUCGUUGGCGGAGAUCCAGACUGAAUGGCCAUGUGGCCCCACGUGGAUAUGAGGCGUCACGAGACUAUGGGUCUCGGAGCUGCCUAACAGAUAGUGAGUCAGAGGAGGACGGUGAGAGCACGCCCUUCCUCAGUAUGCAGAACAUGAAUGCCGAGCCCUCCACCAUCUACAGGCCGGUGGACAGUCGGACUUCUCACUCGUCAGGGCGGCACAGUGGGCACGGGAAUAUGCAUACAAGACUGACACACUCACGUUCCAAACCGGACAAUACACCCCAUUAAAGAGUGAUAAUGAACCAACAAAAAUCAAUAUAGUAUAGACCUGCAUCUAUAAGAAAUAUUUUUAUUUUAUAUAACUGACAGAUAUUCUAAACAAAUGAAAUAUUUAUUUUCAUUUUAGCAAAAGUUGUCUACUAGUUAACAGCAAAGACUUUUUUAUAGGGAAAACUCUAUUUAUAUGUACAUUUUGAUUUACAGCAUAAAAAGAUGUGCCAGUUUUUUCACAACGUAAAAAAAUAGAGUAAUAUUGUGGUGCCUUUUGCUGUUUGCCGAUGCCAGAGGGCCAGUGGAGGUUUUUGUAGCCUUUCUUAUAUGGACGCCUCAUUUUUUAUACGCAUUUAUGUUAUUUUGUCCUCUGAUUUCCUGUCUCACUUUCUUUCCAAAUGGCAUUCUUUGAGAAGUCUUUCCCCACUGGAACAUAACCCUUUCCAUAUCACGCAAUAUAAACCAUUUCAACAUAAAGUGUGUGUUUACAUUAAUAUGAUUCGCCUGUAGGGUUAUGAUUUGGGAUGUAAUUGAACGCCUGAUAAAAACAAUGUAGAUUAUUUUUGCCCUCUGACUAAUGUCUAUCAAAAGAAAGAGAAAGAAGAGAGUGAGAGAUUGUGUUUGGUUGAGUGUGUGUGUAAAUGCCUCUGUGUGUGCGCAUGUCAGUUUGCUUGCAUGCAUUUGUGAUUGUAAGAAGAAUUUCAAUGUUGUGGUAACUUCAAACAUGUGGGCCCGCUGGUCUCAGGAGAGCUGAGCAGAACAGAGCCCCAAUCCCCCCACCCCCCCACCCCAGUGUAGGUGGACAGGUAAGGCUGCUGUAGGGUUGUAUGUUAUAGAGGUCAUUGCUUGAUGUGUUUACAGCUAUGCUGCCCCUCCCAGACCUGCCCCAGUUCUGUCCUUUAUAUUUCCCAGCAGGUUUUCCUCACGUUAGUCAUGUAUGAGGCCAACAAGCACUUAACCACUUGGCUCGGAGGGAAUCCUACCAUCAGAGGCAAAACAAAAAAGAUUGCAUCUGUUUUCACUCAAUUCCACCCGAGCUCCCACAUCUCAUUAUCCUUCUGUGUCCAUUCUGUUUCUGUGGCUGUGUUAAAGGCCACACAGUGUCUCAGGAUUUCCACAUACUCUCUCUUCACCUCUCUUCAUCUUCUUCCUUAAUGUAAGGUCUACCUAAGACUAAGGUUCUCAAAUAUUGAGGACUUCAUUGUAAAAUACAGUCUACCAGUUCCCUGAACACUCCCAUACAAAGAAAAGGAAAGCCAGGUGGAAGCGGCUCAGUGGAUAAGAGUACAGAACAUAUUAGACAAUAUAAAUGGAAUAGCUGUGAAACUAUGGAGGAUCAUACAAUGCAAAAAUAUGCAAACUUUCUAUUUUGCUGUUUGAUUACAUCAUUUUCUAAGAGGUGACUGUAGCGUGUUGUGUGUGCAAAAACUAUGUGAUGCCUAUAGUGUAGAAUGAAAUAACAUGAUACAAAUGGAUAUUUAACUGAGUUAUUUUUUAAAGCCAUUAUGCAGCCAUCUAUCCAUUUGUCAGCCUUUAUUGUUCACUUGUUCAUCGAAUGACUGUGUUCAUGACUUCUAUUAGUUGAUUUUGGAGAUCUAUCCAAUUUACAUGCACACUUCCAAAUAAUGUCAGUAAACAUCCAAAUACUGUCUCCUCCAAUAGUACUGUGCACUGCUUUGUCUUGUUUACAGAUCUAUUCAUUACAAGUUAAGUAUGUAAAUGAUAAUCAUUUUAACAGUAAAUCGAUUCAUAUAAGCUAUUUUUCUUCCACUGAUGGAACUAUUCAAAAGUUAUUUCAUCAAUGUCAUAUCAUUAAAACUGACGCAGUGAGAAAGGACAGCUGAUAAUGUUUAAUCACUGUUGGUCUGUCUCUAUUACUCAUUUUAAAAAAUGAAUGCUGAAUUGUCUGAUAAUUAUCAACUUCAAAAACAGAAUAGGUUGAUUUUAAACUCCAACUCCGAUAUAGUAAAUGCACAGUGGUAUUGUCCUAGACUCAGAGAAUGGCCUCUGGUCACACCUUGCUAAUAUUUCAUCGAGUUUCUCACCUCUGGGUCUAAUUUUAUAUGUGGGAAAAAGACGAAAGAAGACACUGCACCUCUCAUUUCAGUAUAAUACCUCUUCACUUUGCCAGUCCUCCCACCCAGCUGAGAUGCUACCAGGCACGUCCUGCCACUCUCUUCCGUUUUAUUUUACAACCCCCACCCCACCCUGGCUUGAAAUGUUUGAACACCUCUCCUCUGCAUGUCCUUGUGGUCAAGAUUAGAUGGGUGCAUGGUUAAAAGAAAAAAAGAAAAUGAAAAAAAGCAGCAGACAAUUCUUUUCCAGUCAGUGAAAAUGUAUUUCAUUUAACAUUCAGCAAUAAAAAAAAAAAAACCUUACCCCAUGUCAUUCCUGAAAUAUGCUAGGAAAAAAAAAGAAAAAAUGCGAGAUUGUCAUAGAUUGUAAAAUAAAAUGAAAAAUGAAUCCACCUGUUCAUAUGAAAAAUAAAUCUUUAUUCAUAACAUUUUAUGUUGUAGUUUUAUUUAUUUAUUUUUUUAUGUAGAAAGUCUUAUUCUGCAUUUUGAGUCAUUUUUGAUCGUGCCUGAGGUUUGGACUCCUCAAACACGAUACACGGCAUGUCUCCGGAGUGCACACAUAAAAUCUCAGAGUGAAAUAAAAUCUGUUUAAUAUGGUGGUUGGGGGU
Molecule: messenger RNA, 5778 nt
Organism: Melanotaenia boesemani (Boeseman's rainbowfish)
Lineage: Eukaryota; Metazoa; Chordata; Actinopteri; Atheriniformes; Melanotaeniidae
Gene: nrg2a
Product: neuregulin 2a
Exons: 11
Coding region: 984-3113 (709 amino acids)
Biological process (GO): intracellular signal transduction; animal organ development; nervous system development
Molecular function (GO): signaling receptor binding
Source: RefSeq, a predicted model, not a curated record